Gracilinanus agilis (Agile Gracile Mouse Opossum) is the source of this 3740-nucleotide messenger RNA. RefSeq names its product MICAL like 1 (gene MICALL1). Gene Ontology annotation, molecular function: protein binding. The transcript has 16 exons. NCBI's taxonomy places the organism in Eukaryota, Metazoa, Chordata, Mammalia, Didelphimorphia, Didelphidae. The record is from RefSeq and is a predicted model, not a curated record. The coding region runs from base 1 to 2556 and encodes 851 amino acids.
AUGGCCGGGCCUCGGGGCGCCCUGCUGGCCUGGUGCCGCCACCAGUGCCGGGGCUACCCCGGCGUUGAGAUCCGGGACCUAAGCGGCUCCUUCCGGGACGGCCUGGCCUUCUGCGCGCUCCUGCACCGGCACCGGCCCGAGCUCCUAGAUUUCGACUCGCUCUCCAAGGACAAUGUCUAUGAAAAUAACCGCCUGGCCUUUGAGGUGGCAGAGCGGGAGCUGGGCAUCCCAGCCCUGCUGGACCCCAACGACAUGGUCUCCAUGAGUGUGCCUGACUGCCUUAGCAUCAUGACCUAUGUGUCUCAGUAUUAUAAUCAUUUUACGAACCCCAGCCAAGGCAGCGUCUCUCCACCUGGAAAAUACCCAGCAGGUCCUUCCUCCCCUUCGGCAUCAGCUGCAGCUCCCAAAGCUGACACAGAGAAUAGCAAGAUCCAGGAUGAGCCGGAGGCUGCCCCGGAGAGCCUGGCUGAGCAGGGCUCCCGUGGCAUCCCCAGCAGCACCUGUGCUGCCUGUCACCAGCAUGUCCACUUGGUACAGCGCUAUCUGGCGGAGGGCAAGCUUUAUCAUCGUCAGUGCUUCAGAUGUAAGGAGUGCUCCAGCACCCUGCUCCCUGGAGCCUACAAGAACGGACCAGAGGCAGGCACCUUUGUGUGCACUCAGCAUCGGGGCAAGCUGGGCCCCCUGGGGCGGACAGAAGGCAGGCCCAAAACGGCCCUGCAACCCCCAGAGGGGACAGACCGGACAGAGGCUACUGCUGUGGGUGAGGAUGAGGAAGACUCUGCUGUUUCCAGGAGGGAUCAGGGGGAGCCACAGCCCAGCCUGGAGCCCCUGCCUCAGACUCUGUCCAAACCCCCCCUCCCCAACAAGCCUCAGGAGCUGACUUCUUCGCCAGCGCCACCCCGGCCGACUCCUGCCCCAAGGAAAGCCUCGGAGACAUCCCCUGGCCCCCAGCCUGUCCCUCGGCCACGUUCCAGUGUACAGGGGGAGAGCCCCGGAGAGCAGGGCCCCUGCCUGGUCAAUGGAAGGUUGCACGAAUCCAGCCCCCCGGUCCCCAAACCGAGAGGAACACCCAAGGCCUCAGAUCGAGCUAUAGCUCCCAAGAAGAAGGACCCGCCGUGGAUCACCCUGGUACAAGCAGAACCCAAGAAGAAGCCAGCCCCUCAGCCCCCUGGAAGCCGCCCCGAGACUCCCUCCCGGGCCGCAGAGGAAGAAGAGAACCGAGGAGAGUCAAACCCGGGGCCGGAGCAGGAGAGCCUACCAGCUGCUCAAGAGCCCAAGCCUUAUAACCCCUUCGAGGAUGAGGAAGAUGAGGAAGAAGCAGCCACUCCGCCCGCGCCUGCCCCAGAGCAGGCCCCGAAGACGCUGCAUCCCUGGUACGGCAUCACCCCCACCAGCAGCCCCCGGACCAAGAAGCGACCAGCUCCCCGAGCACCCAGCGCCUCCCCCCUUGCUCUGCACCCCUCCCGACUCCCUGCCCCUCGACUCUCGCACUCGGAGCCACCCUCUUCAACCCCGUCGCCAGCCCUCAGUGUGGAGAGCCUCUCCUCAGAGGGCUCCGUUCUGGCUCCUGGCGAGCUGGAGCCUCCUGCGGCAGUGCCCAAGAGCUCCUCUGAGCCCACUGUCCAUGCCCCUGGGCCCCCCCCCAGCCUCUCAGCCGCCUCGUCCCUCUCCUCCUCUGAAGAGCUAGGCCAGCCUGGCCCAGACCGAGCCAGCCCCAGCCCGUCUGCUGGCCAGACCAAGGGAGACCUGGGCCCACAGCCCGCCAAGCCCUGUGCCGGGGCUGCCCCCACCCCGCUCCUGCUGGCCAGAGAGAGGAACCCCCCGUCCCCCCAGCUGCACGUGAAGUCCUCCUGCAAAGAGAACCCCUUUAAUCGGAAGGCAUCACCCAUGGCCUCCCCAACGAUGAAGAAAAGCCAGAAAGGGUUCAAGCCGGUGCGGCCGCCUGCCCCUGGGCACGGUUUCCCACUCAUCAAACGAAAGGUCCAGGCUGACCAGUACAUCCCAGAGGAGGAUCUCUAUGGGGAGAUGGACGUCAUUGAGCGGCAGCUGGACCAGCUGGAGCAUCGCGGAGUGGCCCUGGAGGAGAAGCUGCGCAGCGGGGAGAAUGAUGGCCGCGAGGACGACCUUCUGGUGGACUGGUUCAAGCUCAUCCACGAGAAACACAUGCUGGUGCGGCGGGAAUCGGAGCUCAUCUACAUCUUCAAGCAGCAGAACCUCGAGCAGCGCCAAGCUGACGUGGAGUAUGAGCUGAGGUGCCUUCUCAAUAAGCCGGAUAAGGACUGGACGGAUGAAGACCGAGGAAGGGAGAAAGUGCUCAUGCAGGAGCUGGUUACCAUCAUUGAACAGCGCAAUGCCAUAGUCAACUGCUUGGAUGAAGACCGGCAGAGGGAGGAAGAGGAAGACAAAAUGUUGGAAGCCAUGAUCAGGAAGAAAGAGUUUCACAAGGAGACAGAAUCUGGGAUGAAGAAGAAAGGCAAAUUCAAGACCAUGAAGAUGCUGAAGCUGUUGGGAAACAAGCAUGACCCCAAGAGCAAGUCCCCCAAGGACAAAAGCUAAGAGCGUGUGGGGACGGGUGUGCAAGGCCACCUGCUGGCGGUCAUUGGCCUUCUGGCUUUCUUCCCCACUGUGGGUUGGGGGCAGGCCCCUGGGCUGGUCUUCUCUCCAAUGAUGGGGAAGGCUUCAGUUCCUUCUUUCCCUAGGGGGAUUUCAAGACCAGGCUCCAAUGAGAAGACUUCAAGAAGGGGGUUCCCCAUCAAUGCCUUCUCCCUGCAGUUGGGCCAAAGAGCUCCCUACCUUCUCCUCUGUGUGUGUCAGAGAGUGCUACAGUGGGAAAGGAGACGCUAUUUAUCCAGUGGUGUUUUUAUGGUGGUCAUUACUGUGUUAUUAUUAUUAUUAUUGACUAAAUGAGCAGCAACAGAUCAGGGUGAGGGGCAAGUCUGCCCCACCAUCCCCCUUUUUUACUGUUCUCCAUCUACCUGGGCCCACUCCCACCCCAGCUCCUCUCCUCCCCACUUCUAGAAAGGAUCGUUACUUCCCAAGUUUCUCUUGAUUGAUGAGGUUGGGCACCCCAAUGCCACCAUUUCCUUUCUUUCCUCCCCCCAGGGAGCAGCAGAAAUGAUGCCCCUACACACACACACACACACACAAUUUGUGUGUUCAAGCACAUCCUGCAGGAGCUAUUUAUGAAAUGAUUGGAGUUCAAUCCUGAUCUGCAGAUGGGGACUGCUUCAGCUGAUCCCACAGCAGAUGGGUGAAUAGAGGGGACUCCCAGGAAAUCCCUUCUCCCAAACCUGGCAGGCAACAGGAAAGGGUCCUUCCUAAUCCAUAGCAGAAGCCCUCAUCUCACUCCCCUACUAACUUCUCAGUUCUUCCUAUGAUGGGAAGCUCUCAUCAACACCUCCUAAUUAAGGACUAAUUUCCACCGUAGCACAGGAAUAGAACAUGGCUCAUUCCAUUUCUUUAUGGGGAGGGGAGCUCCCUAGAUGGGGAAGGGUGGUCUGCACUCUGAGAGGUUCUCAUCUUGCCCUGAUCAGCCUCUGGAGCCAGUGUCUCAACUCCCCACAGGUGGGCUGGCCCAGGAAAGGGGGACUUGUAGUGAUGAAGCCCUCUCCAGCUGCAGGGAAGCACAGGCACCUCUAGGGCCCUGCUGGCUUUGGCCAUAGAGUUCAGGGAAAGAUCACACUGUAGUAUCUCGGGGAUGGCCUUUCUCCAAAAUAAAUGGAACCUGAUUAAAUUUGCCA